Dicrocoelium dendriticum is the source of this 207-nucleotide messenger RNA. The record is from the annotation of a GenBank genome assembly. NCBI's taxonomy places the organism in Eukaryota, Metazoa, Platyhelminthes, Trematoda, Plagiorchiida, Dicrocoeliidae.
AUGUUGCGUAAUGGAAAAUAUUAUUUAAUACGACAAGCGAUCCCAAUCUUCUCGUCCCUUAAACUGGCAAGUCCCUUCAAUUUCUAUCAAAAUAGUGCAGAUUACUCAGUUGAUCAGAUACACUUCUGCUACGCUGGGUUGGCUCAAUAUAACAAGAAUUCCACAAUUUUUAACGGCGUUCUACUAAUGCGUAUAGCUGAUUUGAAA